Molecule: messenger RNA, 852 nt
Organism: Ilex paraguariensis (yerba mate)
Lineage: Eukaryota; Viridiplantae; Streptophyta; Magnoliopsida; Aquifoliales; Aquifoliaceae
Source: the annotation of a GenBank genome assembly
AUGAGGCGGAGCAGAGAGGGAAAAAGGAGAAACAUAAACUAUUCAUCUCCAACAAGAGACCAACCCGAUAGCCAAUCAUUGUUCGAAUCAAAGCCGCCGUCUGGUUCUAGUCGGCGUAGCCUCUCACCUCCCUCAACCUCUCUGCUCGACCGUGAACUCAUAACCGAAGACCUUGCUUUGUUCGAAAACCUACAAAUCUCCCCUCAAAACCCUAAUCCCAGGAGCUUUCCGUACAGUGUGAAGCAGCAAUGCUGGGAGAAAGCGGAGAAGAUCAGAGGCCGAGACCCAAAUCGGUGGCGAAGGGACGCAUUAGGGAACAUGGUGUUUCGAAAGCUUGUGGGGUGUCCCGGGUGUCUCUGCCAUGACUAUGAUCACAUUGUUCCUUACUCUAAGGGGGGAAAAAGCACAUUGGAAAACUGUCAGGUUUUACAGGGAUGUGAGAGCUCCCUACAUCUGUAGACUUUGGAGGUCAUUGCUUGGGUGGACUCCUGCUGAAAAAGUGGCAGAAUUCACUGCUGGCGUUGUAGAGUAAGCUUUUCAAGUGACGUAGCAGGUGGUGACAUCAGCCAUGACAUGCUUACCUGAUUUAUUCAGACUGGCUACAGAUUACAGAAGAUAUGCUUCCAUGACCAUAAGGAUUCCCUGUUUGGAGUUUCCUGUUUCCUUCUUCUGGUAGAGAUUUUUUCAGAGAUUGAGCUUGAUUAACAGUGGAAUUGGGUGUUUUGUAGGGAUCUCCAUUUGGAGUAGGAAUUGUGAUACUUAAAAGGCUGUAGCUUAACGAGGGUCGUCAUUCACUGUGAACUUUUUAUUCUGAUCUUUGGGAAUCAGUGGGGGGUUACAUAUUAUUCUGAA